Messenger RNA from Paramecium tetraurelia, 441 nucleotides. RefSeq lists its product as uncharacterized. The record is from RefSeq and is a predicted model, not a curated record. Lineage: Eukaryota; Ciliophora; Oligohymenophorea; Peniculida; Parameciidae. The transcript has 2 exons.
AUGGAUAAGGAAUUAAUUAUUGAUUGCCAACAUAACAAAGAUACUAUUAGUUUAUAACUAAAUCAAACUCGAAGAACACAACAUGACAUCUUACUUAAAAAGUCGUCUCCAUGUUUACAUUUUCCAUAAUCGAAAUAUGGGAUCAGACAACCCAUUCAAUUAAAAAACCCUCUGCUCAUUAAAUCAAUGUUUCAGACUCAGAAAUUCCUCAAGCUAAAAGAUUCUUCAAUUCCUAUUUGCACUCUUAAAACACUGCCUGCUUAACCAAAUUUUUCUUAUUAAACUGAUCGUAUUCACAGUAAAUGUCCUGCAUUUAAAAGCAUUCGUUUGAAAUCAGGAUUUAAACAAUCAAGACAUUAAAAUGAGGGCCAAAUAAGAAUUGAGACAGCACCUGCUAUGUGUUUCGUUGUCAAACCUAUUUAAAACCUAAAUUUGCUAUGA